ACCGCAAGAUUUGAUGUGACAGGGAAUCUUGAAAAUUUUUUGGGUGGCCACAAUGUCCAUAACCCAUACUACUACUACUACUAUUCGUCUUCUUGUACCUGAAGAAAAGAAAGAUCUGAACAGUCAAAACCCAUCGCUGCCCUAGCUAGGCAAAGCUUCACCGGCGGCCACCUCGUGUCGUGUCGUGUGCAUCAAUCCAACCAACCACACACACUGCCAGUGCCAGCAAUGUCGUCGGACGGCGGGAGCGGGAGCUACGAGAGGUACAUCACGAUGGCCGCGUCGGCGGCGGCGGCGGCCAUGCUGGUGCGGACCGUGGUGAGCGAGCUGCUGCCGUACGAGGUCGGGGACCUGCUGCGCUCGGCGGCGCGGGGCGUCCGCGCCCGCGUCUCGUCGCGGCACACCGUGGUCAUCGACGAGGCCGAGGGCCUGUCGGCCAACCAGCUCUACGACGCCGCGCGCACGUACCUGGCGGCCCGGGUCACCCUCACCCCCGACGUGCCGCGCCUCCGCGCCAGCCGCGUCGACGACGCGCAGGGCAUCACCGUGGGGAUGGAGCAGGGGGAGGAGAUGGUCGACGCCCACGACGGCGUCCACUACACCUGGACCCUCGUCGUCUCCCGCGACGCCGCAGCGUCCAGGGCCGCAGACGGCCGCGACAAGGCUGGCCGCCGCCCGUCGGAGGCCAAGUCGUUCGAGCUCAGCUUCCACAGGAGGCACAAGGACAAGGCCCUGGGUUCCUACCUCCCGCACGUCGUCGCCACGGCCAAGGCCAUCAAGGACCGCCACCGGAGCCUCAAGAUGCACAUGGUGGAGUACGACGCCUGGACCGCCGUCGACCUCCGCCACCCUUCCACCUUCGACACGCUCGCCAUGGACGACAAGCUCAAGAGCUCCGUCGUCCAGGACCUCCAGAGGUUCGUCAGGAGGAAGGACUACUACAGGAGGAUCGGCAGGGCAUGGAAGCGGGGCUACCUGCUCUACGGCCCGCCGGGGACUGGCAAGUCCAGCCUCGUCGCCGCCAUGGCCAACUUCCUCAAGUUUGACAUCUACGACCUUGAGCUCACCGAGGUCAAGUCCAACUCCGACCUCCGGAGGCUGCUCGUCGGGACCAGCAACCGAUCCAUUCUCGUGGUUGAAGACAUUGACUGCAGCAUUGAGCUGCAACAGCGGGAUGAAGGCGAGAGGCGUGCCACCAGGCCCACUACGUCUGCAGGAGAAGAAAACGACGACAAGGUGACGCUAUCUGGACUGCUCAACUUCGUUGACGGUCUCUGGUCGACAAGCGGGGAGGAGAGGAUCAUUGUCUUCACCACCAACUACAGGGAGCGGCUUGACCCAGCACUGCUGCGGCCUGGAAGGAUGGACAUGCACAUCCACAUGGGGUACUGCACCCCAGAGUCGUUCCGGAUACUGGCAAGGAACUACCACUCGGUUGAAAACCAUGCCAUGUACGCAGAAAUUGAGCAACUUAUACAGGAGGUAAUGGUCUCACCUGCGGAGGUUGCUGAGGUUCUGAUGAGGAACGACAACAGUGAUGUUGCCCUCCAGGAUCUCCUUGAGUUCCUCAAGAAGAAGAGGAAACAAUCUGGUCAGAGCAAGGAUGCAAAUGGGAAUGGAGAUUAAUAUAUGAAGAAAUGUGACAGAGACCAACAUCAAUACUCAGAGCAAACACAGGGAUAACAGAAAGUCACAAACCAACGAUGGUCUCAACCAAAUUUUGCGUAUGUAAAUUAGAUAGUAUCAGAAAAAAAAAAUAUGGUCAAGAGUAUUACUGUUGACUCUUGAGUUUUGACUUAUGGAGAGCCUUUUUUUUAAUGAUAUUUCUGUUAAAGAUUCUCAUAGUUUAUUAAGAUUCUUGACAUUACAACGAAGAUUUGAUACACAGUUCAGUCAGGGGCGGACCCAUACGUACAUGUUUUAAAGGUAUGUUCUGGGCUCCACAAAAAUGUCUGUGCCAGGCACAUGAUGCUCAAGUGCAUGUGAAAACUAAAAACGGCCUUAUAUUUGUGUCAUACUUAGCAGUUCGUCAAUCUUAAACUCCAUAGGAAUAAAACAGAGUAGUGAAAAAAAUAUAGUGCUACAGAUGGGCCUUCCUGAAGUACUCUUUUAGUGGCAGAAAUAGUAAUUCAAGUAAAAGGACGAAGGAACAAUUUCUUCUAAUACCUGCUGAAAGAAUACACAAUGGACUGUAAUCACCAGCUGAACAUUUUUAAGCCCAAUGUUGUCAUACCUCAUUUUUAACAGCAGCAUUGCACAAGAUCCCAAAGGAUUGGCUCUUAAAACUUGUGUCAGAAGCUAACUACACAAAACAGACCCAAGAGCAGUCGUGGGUAGAACAUGGAAUAUCCCUUAUGUUACUUGCCUGAACUAGGGAAAUAAUGCAUCAAUUGCUUAACAUACAGCAAUACAGGCAGUAAAUAAAGUAGUAAUGAAGCCUUCGCAUGGAAUAUAUUAAACUUUGGUAACUUCUUACACCAGACCAAUUGUGGUUCAAGGAAAGAGUAUACUGAUUCCUUUCACAACAAAAUCAUGUUGCACCUUAAUUAUAUAAGGUUUUAUUUAUUUAUUUAAUAAAUAUCGGGUAUAACCUGAACACCUGUACCUUUCUCUUCAUCGGGUGAGAAGUUCAUGUGCUUCAGAGUAAAAAGACCACAUAAGAUGUAACUAUACUUAAUUGUACAAAAUAGGUGCUCAUACCUUCUAAGUGAAAGCCUCAGUUAUGAGCUCAUACC
Messenger RNA from Sorghum bicolor (sorghum), 2735 nucleotides. Its product is annotated as AAA-ATPase At3g50940. The transcript is spliced from 2 exons. Gene Ontology annotation, molecular function: ATP hydrolysis activity; ATP binding. NCBI's taxonomy places the organism in Eukaryota, Viridiplantae, Streptophyta, Magnoliopsida, Poales, Poaceae. The record is from RefSeq and is a predicted model, not a curated record. The coding region runs from base 229 to 1626 and encodes 465 amino acids.